Molecule: messenger RNA, 1623 nt
Organism: Anopheles arabiensis
Lineage: Eukaryota; Metazoa; Arthropoda; Insecta; Diptera; Culicidae
Product: pickpocket protein 28-like
Exons: 7
Coding region: 1-1623 (540 amino acids)
Biological process (GO): sodium ion transmembrane transport
Cellular component (GO): membrane
Molecular function (GO): ligand-gated sodium channel activity
Source: RefSeq, a predicted model, not a curated record
AUGAACCUACGGCAAGUGCAUAGAACCGUACGGGCUACGGUUCGCUCUGUAGUGCAAACGUUCUGUGAAAAUACAAGCCUGCACGGGCUGCGCUACGUGUACGGGGAAGAUCGUACCGGAGCCACAACGACUCCACACAGUAGAAUGUUGCGCAUGCUUUGGCUGCUGGUGUGUAUGGUUUCUAUUGGCUUUACCAUGAUUAUGGGCAUGAUCGCAUGGAUGCGUUUCCGGACUACGCCCACGAUCACCACGAUCGAAACGAUGACGUACCCGAUCUGGAACAUACCCUUUCCGGCGGUGACGGUGUGCAACAUCAACAAGAUAGACAGCCGGAAGGCGAGGAUUAUUAUCGAUCGACUAGUAAAGGAGUACGGGAUGAGUGAAGCCAACGCCACCGGUCUGCUGAUAGCUCAGGCUAGUCUCGUUAACUUUGAAGCCGUCAACACCAGCUACCUCGAGCUGGAAUCCGUCCUGGGACGCAUGGGCUGGAACCCGGACAAGCUGCUGCUAGAGCUUACGCAACCGUGCGAGGAUCUGAUCAAGGUUUGCUACUGGCUCGGGUCGGAGAUACCCUGCUCGAAGAUCAUACGCCGCACACGGACCGACAACGGUUUCUGCUGCUCGUACAACGUGGACACGACGAUGCAACCGUUGGUGCUGCAGCAAAAUCAAAGCGACCCGCGGACACCCUACCGUCCGAGGCGACUAUCGGGCGCUGGGCGACAUGUGGGGCUUUCGAUCCUCAUUGACGUCCAGCCUGACACGUACAUGGCACCGACCAAGUCGUACUAUGGGGCGGAGGUGUACAUACACGAUUCGAGCGACUUUCCGUCGGACGCCGACUUUGAGCAUGUGGCACAGCCGGGGUGGGAUGUGGUAAUGUCCGUGAUUCCACUACCGAUCGAGAGCAGCAGAACGAUGAACCAGGUGCCGGAGAGCAUGCGGAAAUGUUUCCUUCCGGAAGAGAGUGGCACAAACGGCAGUGAUAGCUUCAAUCUCAAUGUCUGUAUGGCCGAAUGUCGUCUGCGGACGAUACUGAAGCUAUGCCACUGUGUUCCGUUCUACUAUGCCGACCUCAGCAUGGUGGAGGGAAGGGAUGUGGAGAUGUGUGCCCUGAAACAUGUGGCUUGUUUGCACUAUUUUAGAAGAUACUUUUACAGCUUGCGCACGGACGACACCUUGGACCCGGAAUUGGAUGACGUAGAGUUUGGAAUGGAUUGUGAUUGCAAACCACCUUGCUCCGUGUUGAACUAUAACGUGCAAACGAUUGUGAGUCAACGGACGACGAAAAGCUUCAUGUCGGCCAACUUCGGCGGAAGAAACGUCUCCAUGUACGCCACCCUCAACGUGCACUUUAAGGAUAUCUACUGCGUGAAGUACAAGCGCGACGCGUACAUGACCUGGGACUCGCUGGUCGCGACCUUCGGCGGCAUCUUUGGACUCUGUAUGGGCGGUUCCGUGCUCAGCAUCGUCGAGCUGGUGUACUACUUCACCAUCAAACCAUUCACCGUGCAACGGGAGGCGAAGAGAGCGAAGCGCAAAAGAGGAAAUACGCUCGUUCAUCGCUUGCAGUUUGUUAAGGAUGGAGGCGGCAGUCAAACGUCUUAUCGGCUAAGCGGCUAA